Molecule: messenger RNA, 2718 nt
Organism: Strongylocentrotus purpuratus (purple sea urchin)
Lineage: Eukaryota; Metazoa; Echinodermata; Echinoidea; Camarodonta; Strongylocentrotidae
Product: zinc transporter ZIP1-like
Exons: 1
Coding region: 589-1710 (373 amino acids)
Biological process (GO): zinc ion transmembrane transport
Cellular component (GO): plasma membrane
Molecular function (GO): zinc ion transmembrane transporter activity
Source: RefSeq, a predicted model, not a curated record
AACAGUAACCGAGCCGUGCACCUGUCUCGUAUUUCAUAAGGAAAUUACCCGGCUCAGUUUCAGUACUGUUAGAUCAUCUCAAUUUAGAUUUUAUAUUUUCGUAGAUGAGCUCAAGACACUUGUUCAUCAUAAUAAUGCUGAGACAAUAAUUUACAUAAUCAACUGUGCACGGCCCGGAUGAUGUAAUUUGAUUCUUGAUCGACACUCGAUUCACUGUGCCAGAGAGCUACCACUGUCCAGGCUAUCCUUACAGACCGGCAGACGUCCGUGUGAAGCUGAGCUUCGUCAAGAAAUGAAAAGUUCGAAUAUAGACCUGUAACUCGUUACAUGCUAUUAACUUCCCUCUCGAUCAGUUAUUAGUGACUGAUCAUUUCUAAGAGGAGACCUGUGAUUUCUGAAUGAGCUGCCACACAGUCGGGUCGUGGAUAUUGUCAUUGAAUUGAGUAACUGAUCUGAGUUAGACUAAUGAGUUUGACUCUGAAUCUGAGAUAAGCUGUGACUUGUGAGUUGUGACUGUAUGAGCUGUGAAAUUUAACUCGGGUGCAUCUGAUGACAGUUUUGCAAUAGUCGUGGACAUUGUAAUAAACAAUGGAGAUUUUAGGUUUAAAGAUAACCCUGCUAUUCGUUCUAUCAUUGACUAGUUUCUUCUUUGGACUAAUUCCUAUAAGAAUAGCUAAAUUUGUCACUGGCAAUGGCAAUCCAAAUAGUUCAAAUAUUCAAAGCCGAGCAAAACGUUGGAUGAGCUUCCUGAGUUGUUUUGGGGGUGGUGUAUUUUUAUGUACAUGUCUACUGGACCUCUUGCCAGAUGUGAGAGAUAAGUUGAGCACCGUCUUAGACCGAUUGGAGAUUUACACUGCAUACCCAGUAGCAGAAUUUGUUGUAGCAUGUGGAUUUUUCAUUGUGUUGAUUGUUGAGCAAACUGCAUUGGAUUGCAAAGAAAAAAGUGAUAAUUCUUCAAAGGAAUUGGUUAGAGUGACGGGGACAAACAAUGCUGGAGAUUGUGAAGCAAGUGCACCCCUCUUAUUUGAUAAUGAUGAGAAUGACGUACGAUACGAAGGAAUGAGCAAUGCCCAAGGCGAGUAUGGUAGUCUACAACAGGAAUGCAACUCCAGUCUUAAUUCCCGCACGCGCGCAAACCUGCAGAGGUCGAUAUCAAAUCGUAGUUACAGGGAUCCGAAUGCGGAGGAACCAGAUAACCAUGAUCUCCAUUCCCACUCAUCCCUUCGUUCGUUGCUUCUCCUUCUUGCUCUCUCGCUGCAUUCCAUCUUUGAGGGCUUGGCCAUGGGACUGCAGACGGAUAAAGACCAGCUCCUGGCGAUAUUCACCGCCGUCAUCAUCCACAAGAACAUCCUGGCCUUCAGUCUUGGUAUGAAUCUGGUCCAGAGCCAUCUUUCUAAGUGCUCCGUUGUCCUGUCCUGCUUGUGCUUCGCCUUGAUGGCACCCAUUGGAAUAACGCUGGGAAUCAUCCUCAUUGAGAGCUUCUCCGACUUCACGCACAGCGUCAUGGAUGGUGUUCUACAGGGCAUCGCCACGGGAACCUUCCUUUACAUCACCUUCUUUGAAGUGCUCCCUCAUGAGAUGAACUCCAGCAAGGACAGACUUCUGAAGGUGCUCUUCUUACUCCUAGGAUUCUCGACCAUGGCCGGACUCCUGUUCCUGGACCCAACCAUUAUAAGACCAAGCUGUUACAGAGGCGCUCAGCCUUUAUGAUCAUGUUUGCAUGUUUGAUAGUUUCUUCUGUAUCUUCAAAUGUUUUCAAGAAAUUAUUGCAUAGCUUUGUUACGUCUGCUGCAGACCCCUCUAGAAAGAGUCAGGAAUGCAAAUUACAUUUUGGCCAUUAGAGUAGGUAGACCUACAUGUACAUGUAUGUACGUACAUUGUAGGUGACUUUCAGGACAAGUCCAUUGAUCCAUUUCCUUAUACAUAUAUCUGUGUGCCAAAAGUUAAAAGAAAAAAAAGGCAAUUGUUUCACAAAUCAAUAUAAGGGACAGAUGAAGUUGUUAUAAAAAAAUCAAUCUAUUAUAUAAAUAUUGUAUUGGAAAUAUGUCUAAAUUCUAUACACUUCAGUUUGUUACUUUAACAUGUUAUGCACAGUAUAGUUGUAAGAAGAAUUUUUGUUAAAUUGCUUUGAGGUGUUCAUUGUUUUUGGUGAUUGACCCUAGAGGGUGUACAUUUACUUUUCAAAUAGAUGAUAUGGUAUUACAUGUAGGUCUCAUAUUAUAGGCCUAAUUAAGAAGCAGUUGCUUUGCUGCAUGAAAAUAGUUUACCAAAAUGAAGUGGUACAAAAUCAAAUAGACAUGUCCGGAACGCAAAAUGCAUAAUUGUUGAAAUUAUAUUUUCAUACCAUUGAGGUAAAACUAUAUCAUCACCAUACAGAGCUAGUAAUUAUCUAAACUACCUUGAUUAAGAUUGACAUUAAUUACCAAAAAAGUCAUUGAGAACAUGACAAAUGAACAAUUUUUUAUUCACAGAUGUCACCAACCAUUAUUCCUUUUGCGUUCCAGACUCGUCUUUUUGUACCAGUGAAUUUCGCUGAGCCACCUAAAUAAAGUCCUAGCUGCAUAUAUCAUGUAUUUACAGUUAUCUGUUCUUCUUCACCUUUCCCAUAUAAUACAUGUACUUGUACAUGUGUCAGUGUGUGUGUGUGUUUAUUCUAUUCCAAGCCAGUAAAUGUUGGACUUUCAAAAUAUAUAACCAAUUCAUGUUCACCAUAUUUCA